AUGGCGGAUAGAACCAGCGUCAAUUCUUAUCCUGUGUCCGGUGACGUGUCCGGAGAGGUAUCUGGAGAAGACUCACAGAGCCUAGUGCUCCCAACCCCAGGCCUCAAACCAAACCCCAUCGUGGACGAUCUGAAGGAGCAUCACUUGAACAAAGGUGUCCUGAUCCCACUCAAGACGACCCAAGAAGUCUGCCAAUACCAUACCGCCGUUCACGCGUACAUUACUCGGGCGCCGACAAAGUCCGCCAACGACGUCAUAUCAGCCUUGCGAGCAUUACGACCAGAGGGUGGUGCUAAUCCCCUACCCCAUCUUCGUACCUGUGCAAAGCCGACAGACCUGCCUGCGCACCUGAAGACGCAAUUUAUGAAUGAUGAUCCGGUGGGCCGCCAGAUUCAUACCAGCAAGUCUACAUGGAUCUACAUCAUUGCAGGCGAGGUCAGAGAGAUCAGCAAGUCAGACCUCAUCAAGGCUCUAUCGACAGUGGAAGCGUUAGAAAACCACCUCUUCAUCGCCACCAUCGCCAUUCCACUAUUGGCCCCUACGUCGCAGGUGCAAGCUGCGCUGUGGUCGUCUCAGUAUUGGCCAACAGUUUACCGCAAGAAUAACCCCCUCGGUCCCCAUCCUAGCAUGGUGGGUCGCGGAACCGAUGAGAUUAAGGAGGACGCAUCAUUGUGGAUGGCCCUGGCCCAUCGAGUCGCCUUGCAAGCAAAAGAGGCGGGCAUCGGGGAGGCUAUGGGGGCUGUGAUUGUUCAGAGAGGAGAAAACGGUGUCGAGUUGGUUGGUCUUGCUGGCGAUGCCCGUAAACAUCAGGAGUGUAAUGGGGCCGUGCUCAACAACACCGUGACACACUGCGUGCUUCGGGCCAUCAGCAUGGUGGCCCAGAAACUUGUGAGGCACGAACACCGAGAGGCCGGCAUAACUGCUGAAGCGGCGAAUUUAUACUACGACUGUUUUCAAGACAAGCCCUUGAUUGAGCUGGAACGCCAGUGCUUUGAGCAAGAGCAUCCAAACAAGGACGGCUACCUUUGCCAUGGAUUGGAGCUCACAUUCGAAUCCACAAGUUGGCGGACCAUUGAUGAGAAUUCCAGAUACGGCGCAAAGACGGAGGGCUUUAUCUGUCUGCACGGUCCACUGGCAGGGGGCCAUGGCUAUUGUUGA
Messenger RNA from Metarhizium album ARSEF 1941, 1158 nucleotides. RefSeq lists its product as uncharacterized. Bases 1 to 1158 code for a protein of 385 amino acids. NCBI's taxonomy places the organism in Eukaryota, Fungi, Ascomycota, Sordariomycetes, Hypocreales, Clavicipitaceae. The record is from RefSeq and is a predicted model, not a curated record. The transcript has 3 exons.